AUGGAAGAUGGCACGUUCGACCCCGAGCGCUGCGCCGCGCUACACAACCAAAUUCUUCAGAGGGCCAUAGCACAGAGCCCGCACGAGGUACCUGAGGUCGGUCGCAGUAUCCGCCGGGAUCUCGUCAGACGCAUGCGCGAGCGCGUACCGGCCUGCGCAACAUGGAUCCUCGACACGGACCGCGAUGCUGAAGGGUCUGAUGAUGAUAGUGAAGACGGCAUGGACGAUGGCAGCGACGACUGUGAUCGCGACGGUGAGAAUGAUGCACGCGACGCAAAGCCACUGGAGCAGCGCAGGAUCUAUCGCUUCUUCUCCCAGCUCGACAGCUUCCGCCCUGACAGCUUGCCUCUCACCGCUGAGUUUCGUCAGCCCGAUCCGCAGUGUAUGAAAAUACACGGAACCGUGUUCGGCGAGUCGGAUGAUCGCGAGAUUAUCUUACUCUACCCGGAUAACCUCACCGAUACGUAUAUGGACGGUGGGCUCUACCUGGACCUAGACAGCUUUUAUGCUACGAGCUGGCGGCUCGAUAUAUCGCAGCUUCCGCCCGAUGAAUCGCCGUCGUGGCUCCCUCUAGAGGUCGUCCUCGUGAAGAUGCUCGAGAUGUGGGAUCGAGGUAAAUUCUGUAGGGAUUCGUGGAGCAAUGCAAUAGAUUUCGUGCCUUGGGUAGUGCGAGAUCUCGAAGACGCUCUCGAAGCGUGGGAUGAGCUCCUUGUCGCUAUCACGGAGAGGAUGCCCGGAUUACCUCCAUCUACCGAAAAGGAGUCAAUGCUCCCGGCCGAUCUUGUCGAGCAAUACGAGAUCAGCCCGUUUGGUAAAGCGUUCCUCUCGAGCGCCUCGCGACCUCGGUGCAGAUUCGUCGCACCGGGGCUUACGACAUUCACAACCGAUAGCUUUUCAUCCCUUAUGGAUGCCGAAGACGACGCCUCUCCGCGUCGCAGGUUCAACGCCUCGGCUCCUGAGGGCAGCGGCAUGUUCGCUUGCUGCCUUCUUCCGUCGGUAACCGAUACCGUGUCGGCGACACCUGACGAUCCGACCUUUGACCGUGGCUGGGGCGUAGGUAAAUUCACCAUUGCCCGCCGACCGGGCCUCUAUGUUCAAGGCCACGAGUUUGCCGACGGGACGCUCUUGAUUACGGAUCGAGGUAUAGCGAACACUUGGUCCUUCACGGUGAGAAGGCCAUGGGGCGAGGAGAGGCCGCUGAGGCUUGUAGAGAUGCUCGACGCGUGGAUCGACUGUGUGAGGAGCGGGACGUGGGACGUGGGCGAGGAGGGCGUGGUUACGUCAAAUGCCUGGUUCGCAGACCCCCAGACGAAGGACGACAGGACACUACCAUGGUUGUUGCAUUUUCUAUGA
Emericellopsis cladophorae is the source of this 1353-nucleotide messenger RNA. RefSeq lists its product as uncharacterized. The transcript has a single exon. The record is from RefSeq and is a predicted model, not a curated record. Bases 1 to 1353 code for a protein of 450 amino acids. Lineage: Eukaryota; Fungi; Ascomycota; Sordariomycetes; Hypocreales; Bionectriaceae.